Malassezia restricta is the source of this 993-nucleotide messenger RNA. Its product is annotated as heterogeneous nuclear rnp K-like protein. Gene Ontology annotation, biological process: regulation of gene expression; regulation of RNA metabolic process. The coding region runs from base 1 to 993 and encodes 330 amino acids. The record is from RefSeq and is a predicted model, not a curated record. The transcript has a single exon. Gene Ontology annotation, molecular function: mRNA binding. Gene Ontology annotation, cellular component: cytoplasm; nucleus. NCBI's taxonomy places the organism in Eukaryota, Fungi, Basidiomycota, Malasseziomycetes, Malasseziales, Malasseziaceae.
AUGUACACGUCCGCACCCGCUUUGUCCAGCCUGGCAAGUCCUGCCAAUGUGUCUCAGUCUCCUUCGCUGUAUACCCAGCCACCAGCACCAGGCCCUAUCGUGAUGCGCGCAUUGAUUAUCACCAGUGACGCUAGUGUCAUUAUUGGAAAACAGGGACGUCACAUCAAUGAAAUUCGCGAGCUAAGCGGCGCACGCCUCAAUAUUAGCGAAAGCAUUCCGUCGAAUCCAGAGCGCAUUCUGACUGUAUCGGGUGCUUUGGAUGCAGUUAGCAAAGCCUUUGGCUUGCUGGUGCGCCGCAUCAAUGACGAGCCAUUCGACCAGCCGUCCCUGCCUGGUGCCCGUGCUGCCUCGUUCCGCUUCAUUAUUCCCAACUCGCAUAUGGGAGCGAUUAUCGGUCGCCAGGGCAGCAAAAUCAAGGAAAUCCAGGAAGCCAGCGGUGCUCGUUUGCAUGCGGGCGAGACUAUGUUGCCCGGCUCCACCGAGCGGAUCUUGAAUAUCACAGGUGUGGCGGAUGCCCUUCACAUCGCCGUAUACUAUGUCGGAGCGACUUUGCUCGAGCAUCCUGACCGCGGCGCCAAUAAUCUCCCUUACCGCCCAGCUGCUAUGAAUCGAGCUUUGGGUACCUCGCUCAUGGGCUCUCCUAUUGGCACGGCAUCGCCGAAUUCUAGUAUGCUGAGCGCGGGUGGUAGCCCUAAAGUGCUCGGCUCGGUGCUGACCCCUGGUUUCCAGACGCAGCAAAUCUUUAUCCCAAAUGAUCUAGUUGGCUGUAUCAUUGGCAAGGGUGGCCAGAAAAUCAAUGAGAUUCGUCAACUAAGCGCUAGUCAUAUCAAAAUCAUGGAACGCAAUGCUGGCAUCGCUGCAGGCGGCAGUGGCACGGAGCGCCUUGUCACGAUCACGGGUCCCCCACCCAAUAUCCAGAUGGCCGUGACGCUGUUGUACCAGCGCCUCGAGCAAGAAAAGAUGCGCCUUGCUCAAAACACGCCUAUCCUAUAA